Molecule: messenger RNA, 2915 nt
Organism: Dipodomys ordii (Ord's kangaroo rat)
Lineage: Eukaryota; Metazoa; Chordata; Mammalia; Rodentia; Heteromyidae
Gene: Ndrg4
Product: NDRG family member 4
Exons: 15
Coding region: 13-1134 (373 amino acids)
Biological process (GO): brain development; signal transduction; positive regulation of ERK1 and ERK2 cascade
Cellular component (GO): cytoplasm
Source: RefSeq, a predicted model, not a curated record
CUGUUGCACGACAUGACCAUGGCUGGUCUUCAAGAGCUGCGAUUCCCCGAAGAGAAGCCUCUGCUCCGCAGCCAGGAUGUCACUGAGCUGGAGAACUCUGACACCUUCCUCUCCGCUGUGGACACAGACUGGAAGGAGCACGAUAUCGAGACGCCGUAUGGCCUACUGCACGUGGUGAUCCGGGGCUCCCCCAAGGGGAACCGCCCAGCCAUCCUCACCUACCACGAUGUGGGCCUCAACCACAAGCUGUGCUUCAACACCUUCUUCAACUUCGAGGACAUGCAGGAGAUCACCAAGCACUUUGUGGUGUGCCACGUGGACGCCCCCGGACAGCAGGUGGGGGCGUCACAGUUCCCUCAGGGGUACCAGUUCCCCUCCUUGGAGCAGCUGGCCGCCAUGCUCCCCAGCGUGGUUCAGCACUUUGGGUUCAAGUAUGUGAUUGGCAUCGGAGUGGGAGCCGGAGCCUAUGUGCUGGCCAAGUUUGCGCUCAUCUUCCCUGACCUGGUGGAGGGGCUGGUGCUAGUGAACAUCGAUCCCAAUGGCAAAGGCUGGAUUGACUGGGCUGCCACCAAGCUCUCUGGCCUGACCAGCACCCUACCUGACACGGUGCUCUCCCACCUCUUCAGCCAGGAGGAGCUGGUGAAUAACACGGAGCUGGUGCAGAGCUACCGGCAGCAGAUCUCCAACGUGGUGAACCAGGCCAACCUGCAGCUCUUCUGGAACAUGUACAACAGCCGACGAGACCUGGACAUUAACCGGCCCGGGACGGUUCCCAAUGCCAAGACCCUCCGCUGCCCUGUGAUGCUGGUGGUUGGCGACAAUGCCCCUGCUGAGGAGGGGGUGGUUGAAUGCAACUCCAAACUGGACCCGACUUCCACGACCUUCCUGAAGAUGGCAGAUUCUGGGGGCCUUCCCCAAGUCACACAGCCAGGAAAGCUGACUGAGGCCUUCAAAUACUUCCUGCAAGGCAUGGGAUACAUGCCCUCUGCCAGCAUGACCCGUCUGGCACGCUCUCGCACCGCCUCCCUCACCAGCGCCAGCUCGGUGGAGGGCAGCCGCCCGCAGGCCUGCACUCACUCGGAAAGCAGUGAGGGGCUGGGCCAGGUCAACCACACCAUGGAGGUGUCCUGCUGAAGCUCAUGAUCCUGCCCAAGAUGCCCACCUAGCGGGGUCCCCCUGCCACCCCUGCGCCGGCUCAUUGUUCCUUUAGUUUCUUUUUGUGAGGGUAAAGGGGAGGAGAUGAAGGUUGUUUUUCUUUUUUCUUUUUUUUUUUUAAACGAGGGGAUCCAACUUGAUGCUUGCAGUAGAACAGUCUGAGAUGGUUUGAGGGGCACCUCCUCCCCAGCCCGUCUCCCCCAGCGUGUUCACGUGGCUGAUGCGCCUCCCUACCCCCACUCUGGCACUGUGAGGGGAGCCUCGGACAGGGCCCGAGUCCUCUAAGAACGGAGGCCAGCAAGAGCAGGGUAGGAGGAAGACCCCCGGCAGGCAGGUUUGAAGAUGGGCGCAGUUUUGAGAUGGUGGAUGCUGAGCUCACACUCCCGAUGUGGGGGACAGGAAGCUGCAGCAAGGAGCCCUGUGCCUCUGAAGGCCUCCUCCCCUCAACCCCUCCACCACCAAGCACACUUUUCAGGUUUGUAGUACAGGUGACAAUCAUGUGGAUGGUAACCACAAGGGGGCGCUGUGAUGGGGACAGCCAUUUUCCUGGUGCUCUCUGGGACUGAGAUGAAACAUGGAAGCCGCGCGGGACAGAAAGUCCAGUGCUUUUCCUCUUCCCCGCUCCCCUCCCCCCCACACACUCUGCCACCUUCUGGCCCUCUCCCAUCCUGAGCCAGGGUGUUCUAGCAGAAAUCACCUGCUUUUGUCUUCCUAAUGACCUGGGACAGAGGGAUAGUCUGGGAUUGCUCCUGUGCUGUGUGUAGCUGCUGAGAGAUUUGAGGUAAAAUGGCCGGUGACUGAGAGUCCUGUAGAUGCCCUGUUGUCUAAGAGGCCAAGCCACAUGGUAGUCUCCCGGUGUUUCCCGGUAGAGCCCCGCUCAAGCUGUGCCAGUGAGUCCUGCAGCCAUCACUGGGGAAACAGGUUGACUGGCGAGAUCUGGCUCAAGACAAGAUACCACCCACCUUUGGCCACUGGAAUAGGCUGGGAUUUGCUGGGUCCUGCAUUGGGAAAUGAAAGUCCUUGAAUAAGGGCCAGGCAGAAGAGAAGGGCUUCCCAUGCACUCCUGGCCCCCGCAGCCCAGGACUGUGCCCUCUACUCCCCUACCUCCCAGUUUACCAGGGAGAAUCUCCCAGGCCCCCAAAACAGAGCCCUUGUCCCAGAUUCUCAAUCCAUUGUCACAACCCGACCAACAGGACACACUGAAAAAAAUGAAGGGCUGUAAGGGAGAGGGGAGGGUUUGUGUGGGUUUUUAUAGGGGGUGUUCUGAGGCCAAGAGGUCAUUUAAAUCCACAUUUCCUGGCACAGGCCACUCUUCUAUACUCUUAAGCCAUUACUAGACUGCUGUAGAGCCUGGUGGAGUGUAUUCUUAGUUCUGUUUGCUCACGUGCUUUCUUUGAAUAUUGAAUGUGACUGUUUAAAACUGAUAGAAUUAAUCCCUCUUACUGUAGAUAGCACUGCGAGUAUUUGAUUUCUUUCUUGCUGUGUUCUUUCAGAUGAGAUAACUAUAAAUAUCUAUGCUAUAUAUAUAAAUGUAUAUUGAGUCCUCCUGUGUGUGGUUUUUCCAUUGGAGGCUGUCUCUUUGAUUAAGGUGAACUUUAAUGGAGUUUAUUAUUUUCUUCUCUGUACAAAGAGCCUAAUUUUGUGUAUUAUGGUGGCUCAUGUCAUGAGGCUUGGAGAUGACAAAAUGUCUAACAACAAAAGCCCUUGUCUAUGUAGAGAGAGUUGACUGUGCUGACAAACUAAUAAAGACACUAAGAAGA